Linnemannia hyalina is the source of this 1128-nucleotide messenger RNA. The record is from the annotation of a GenBank genome assembly. NCBI's taxonomy places the organism in Eukaryota, Fungi, Mortierellomycota, Mortierellomycetes, Mortierellales, Mortierellaceae.
AUGUUUACUCAGGAUCUUCCUCGUGUUCGAAACUGGAUUAAUGGCCAGUUCGUCGAACUCGCUGUUUCUUCUCCGUCCUCAGGAACUACACAAUAUCUCCCUGUGACCAGCCCUUAUGAUGCCAAAAUCAUUGGUCAUGUCCCAUUAUCAUCUGCUGCUGAUGUCGCUGAAGCAAUCGCCGCUGCCAGGAAGGCAUUCCCUGCAUGGUCUGGUUGUACAAUCAAAGACCGUGCCGGGAUCUUGAUUCGCUUCCACGCCUUGAUGACAAAGCAUGCCGACCUACUGUCUGAUAUGGUGGUGUUGGAACAUGGCAAAACUAAGUCAGAGGCAUUGGUGAGUGUGUCGAGAGGCCAGGAUUUAGUCGAGUAUGCAAUGUCGUUGCCUCACGUUUCUCAAACGAAGAUACUGGAAGUCUCCAGAGGCAUUACAUGUUAUGACUCUCGCGUUCGCAACACCAUGGUUCUUAAGCCAAGCGAGAAGGUUCCUUACACUAUGACUAAAGUCGUCGAGCUGCUCAAGGAGGCUGGUUUACCCGACGGUGUAGUUAAUCUUGUUAACGGAACUGCUGAAGAUCAUCCAGAUAACCACACCGUCUCAGCGCCGGAUUGUGAUAUUGAGAUGACUUCAACCGACGUCGUCGAAUCAUUCAGUGGCUGCAGUGGCGAAAGUUGUAUGGCUCCUUCUGUACUUCUCACUAUUGGACGCCAACAGGAUCUCAUUGACAAGAUUGUGUCCAAGGCAGAAGCAAUUCGCCCUGGACGUCUUGAUGGUCAAAUGGGCCCAGUGAUUGAUCAAGUAGCCUUAGACAACAUUACACGAUACAUCAAUGGGGCCGAAGUCUCUGGGGCAAGGAUUCUUGUUGAUGGACGUCGUUGGACCAAGGAGCGUCAGGAAGGAUACUGGGUUGGACCUACGGUGAUUCUGCACACUAAUAAGCAGGAUGCACUACUACAUGAGGAGCUCUUUGGGCCAGUAUUGUCAAUCUUGGAAGUAGCGACUGCCGAGGAGGCAAUUGCAUUUGAAAAUGCCAACCCAUACGGAAAUGGUGCUUGUAUCUAUACUAGCUCAGGAGCAACAGCUGAUUUCUUUAUCAAGCGCUUCAACGCAGGAAUGUGUGGCAUCAAGUAG